Helobdella robusta is the source of this 1276-nucleotide messenger RNA. RefSeq lists its product as hypothetical. Lineage: Eukaryota; Metazoa; Annelida; Clitellata; Rhynchobdellida; Glossiphoniidae. Gene Ontology annotation, biological process: DNA repair. The transcript has 7 exons. The record is from RefSeq and is a predicted model, not a curated record. Gene Ontology annotation, molecular function: DNA polymerase binding. Bases 1 to 1116 code for a protein of 371 amino acids.
AUGGCCCUCGGAAGAAAAAGUUGGCCCAUCCCUGUCAUGAUUGUACUUUUUAUGGAAGUCGAGUUGGAAAAAACGAACGCCUACAGCAGCGUUACUGUCCAUUCCUCGUUGACCAUCACACAGCUGCUAUUAGCCGGCCUUGACGAAGAGGUGGACGAUCUUCAUUGGUUCAUUGGUCACUUGAAGAACAAAUCAGAAGAGAGAAUUCACGAUGGUGAUUUACUGUCGACCAAUCACGAUGAAGAUGCUACUACCAAUGUCACAGCAGCGAGCCAAAAGAAGAGAUUGCCCAGCCUAAUUCAGAGAGUUAGGAGUGUAGUUGAGGUCUUCCACGAAAUCAUCCAGAUAGCCUUUUCAUACGGAGCCAUAAUGAACCUUAUAACGAAAUCUUUAGUUAAAUUUUUCAAUUUUCUAACUUCCCUCGUGAAGUUGUACAUCCAGAACUACGGCAGCAGCAAUGGUGACGAUUACACUAUUGGCGGGAGAUUUGAAAAGCUCAUACAGCUGAUCGCCACUAAGCUAACUAAAUCUGUCUACCCUAUGAUAUCAUAUAUUGAGACAGUCGAGAAUGAGCAUUUGCAAGCAGCUAAUGAGAAGCAGAAGAAUAAGAAAAACAAAAAUGCCAAUGCUGUAGAUAAGAUAAAAAGCCUGAAAGAAACAAAAGCCAUCCCAAAUUUGAUAUAUAGUAUCGAACAGUUUGAGAAAUUUCUUAUCCAGCUGACUAAAAAAACCAAGAUCAACCUAAUGUGCCACUUCAAACUAAGCACGGCACGUGACUUCCGGAUAAAUUCAGCCUCCUUGCAAGCUGCUCUCGACGCGGAAGAGGAGGAGGAAGAAGAGGAAAGAGAUGGCGACGAAGAAAACAACGAUGCUGGUAACGAGAAUAUUGAAAAUGACAACGGUGGGAGCUCGGUUAACGAUGGUGAUUCUGUAAAUAAUAAUGGUAACUAUGGUGAUAAUAAUGGUGAUAAAUAUGGUAGAGGCGUGCCGUCUGCUGCUGCUGCUGCUGAUGAUGGUGGCGACGGUUGUAAGGAGACACAGCCGCCUUCGAAAAGAAUGAAGUUAAAAGAUGUCCUGCCGAUAAGUAACUCCAAAAAAUCUCUGAAGAGAAAAUAAUUGGUCGAUAUGUACGCGUGUGUGGUAACAAAUUGCAUUUUUUGUCUAAUUUUUUUGUUUUUAGUUUUUUACUUAAAUUCACAUUUAAUUUUUCAAUUAAAAGUGGACUGUUUUUCGGUAUUUGUACUAUAAAUUAAUGGUUGUACACUAAUCGUAAUCU